AUGGUGCAUUGGGGGACUGUGUUUGUGACGGUAACAGCGGCAAGUUUCGUACUUGGGCGACGUGAACUGCCCAAGCUCGGACGCUUUAUAGGCCUCUAUAGUGGACGCUCAGUGGGUGCUAUUCUUCGUGCCAAAAUGGAGUUCUUUGAUGCCACGAAAGAUAAUGAUCUUGUCAAGCUUCAGCGUGAAUUUCAGCGUGGCAUUGAGGAGCUCAACGAGAUUCGUUCGGAGCUUACGAGCGUUGGUAGUAUACGAAGACCUUUACAGCCUAUAGGGAAGUCUUCCAGUGUCACGUCGAGUAGUAGUGCGGCGGCAUUUGUGCCUACUAGUGUAUCCAUGUCACAAGCAUCUGGAGGACGCUCGUGCGUUGCACUGGCGUCUACAACCGAGUACGAGGCGCAGAAUGAAGUGCGACGUAGUGAUGAAGCUAAGUUGGCUAUAGCUGAGUUGAAGUUGGUAAAGCAGGGCAAGUUUGCUUCAAAGGUCGAGAGUCAGGAAGGAGGUGCGGAUUACGUAUCUGCAAGCAUCAUGGACAGUUUGCUGCUUGACCAAACAAAGACAAAGCAGUAG
Molecule: messenger RNA, 570 nt
Organism: Peronospora belbahrii
Lineage: Eukaryota; Oomycota; Peronosporomycetes; Peronosporales; Peronosporaceae
Source: the annotation of a GenBank genome assembly